GUUGGCGCUUUUUCGUUCGAGCGUGUAAAUGUCUCGGACACAAUGGGUCACUUUCAUCCCUGGUUAACUGAACGAUGUACUGUUACCGUUUGUUGUUCCACAGUUAUGCCAACGUGGUGGUGAGCGGCGCGGUGGGGGCUGCGGGGGGCGCGGGGAGCGCGGGGGGCGCGGGGAGUCAGGGGGGCGCGGGGACGGCGAGGUGGCGGCCGCUAUACGUGCAGCGGCUACACAGGGCCGAGGCGGAACAAAAUGUGUACGGCGAGAACAUCUACGAGAGCGUGAACUGCCCGGGCGCAGUCGCCAGCGGAAGCGGUAGCGGAGGCGGAGGCGGGUACUGGUGGUGGCGCGUGGGGCGCGGCGGGCGCGGCGCGGGGGGGCGCGCGCAGACGCUGGAGUUCAACAACCAGCGCCGGGCGCAGCGGCACCAGCAUCAAGUGGGCACAAUGCCACGCCUGGGCCGCAGCGCGGGGGCGGGGGCGGGCGCGGUGGCCCGCGUGUGCGGGCUGCGCGUGGAGCUGGUCGGCAACCUGUCGUCGUCGUGCGGCGCGCUGGACCUGCCGCUGCCGCUCCCGCUGCCGCUCGUGCUGCUGCCGCUGCCGCCGUCCUCCUGCUCCUACCACCUGCUGCCGGAGAGCCACCGCCCGGCCGGCUUGCCCGUGGGCCGCGGCGCGUUGUGCUGCUCGUCGUCAUCGGCGUCGUCGGAGGAGGAGCGAGGAGCGUCGCCCCCGCCCGGGCCCGCGCCCCCGCCCCCGGCGCCGCGCCCCCGCGCCCCCGCCCGGCCCCGCCCCCGCCCCCGCCCCCCCCGGCGGACUGGGAGCCCCGCGCCCGGCGCGACUCCAGCUCCGAUGCGGACGACUGAACAUCUCCAGCUUCAACAACUACCUGACCUUGCAUUAAGUACCCGUUUUCAGCGAUCCGCGGGGCUUCGCCUUCGCCCGGGCCCUGGGCAGAAUCCUCCAAGUGUACGUCUGGUCUGA
Cydia pomonella (codling moth) is the source of this 977-nucleotide messenger RNA. Its product is annotated as immediate early response gene 5-like protein. The record is from RefSeq and is a predicted model, not a curated record. Lineage: Eukaryota; Metazoa; Arthropoda; Insecta; Lepidoptera; Tortricidae. The transcript is spliced from 4 exons. The coding region runs from base 75 to 977 and encodes 300 amino acids.